UUUAGUGCAUUGUGUUGUCAAAAUGAUUUUAAAAGCUUUAUUGCUGUUUUGCUUAGUGUACGUUACUGUUGGAAACGAUGUGACACUAGAUUAUCCUCUCCUAAAAUGGCCGUCCACAUACUCAGUUGAAGCAACAAAAUAUCAUAUGUCAUCUGGUCUGAUCGAAGACUUUAAAUUCUGGAAAACACCUACAAACUCACGUUUGGAAGCCAAUAAUGGAGCAGUAAUUAAAAUUGCGAUAGGCGCGAGAAAGGGCAAAGGAAAAUAUGAGAUUUAUCCUAUGACAACCGAAGAAGAAACGAACAAGAUGGUGUGUACUAAAAAGAAACCAAUUUCUGUUAGGCCCGAGGAUUUUCUGCCCGUAAUCCGAGAUCUUAAGGUGAAAGGCACUGAAAAUGUACGAGGCAUAGAUUGCGUGAAAUUCACAAAUGCAAGGGAGACCAGAACAGAAGUUGAGAAGACAUUAUGGGCCUAUCCUUACUCUGACAAUUAUACCGACUAUUGGGUCCCUGUAAGAUACAAAACCAAGGAGGUCGAUGAUUGGCACGGAUAUUUAAACAAUUACGAGAUAUGGGAUUAUAAUAAUUUCGAAGAAGAAAUUGAUGUAGGUGUCUUCACCGUGACCUAUAAUUGCACAAGUAAAAAAUAUGGAAAAACUCCCAGAAAAUCCAGUGGUAACUAUCUACUGACUUUAAAUGCCGAAGAAAUCGAGGCAUUUGAUGAUGCAUUUACUACGUAUGUACGGCAGUUUGGAAAACAAUAUGCCACCAAGGAUGAAUAUGAAAUAAGGAAACAAAAUUUCUACAAAAGUUGGAGAUUAGUAACUAGCACAAAUCUUAAAAAUCUGGGUUAUAAACUAGCACUAAAUACACUGUCCGAUCAAAUUGAUGAAGAAAUUUCCAAGUACAGAAGGCCGAAAAGUGAACCUAAAAUCGAAAACAUACCUUUUCCUUACUCAGAAGAGCAAAUUGAACAGAUAGCAACCACUGUGCCGAAGGAGUAUGAUUUGAGGGUGGAAGGACUUGUGGGUCCUGUGUUGGAUGCGUUAAAUGAAGGAUGCGAGUCCGAAUGGGCGUUUGCCGUUACGGCUGCCGCGGAAGGAGCUCUUGCUCGUAGCAACGGAGGUACUUGGAUAAAGCUCAGUGAACAAGCUCUCAUAGAUUGUUCUUGGGGAUUUGGCAAUAAAGGUUGUAAGGGCGGAAAUCAUACCAAUUCGUACUCGUGGAUAAAGAAGCAUGGAUUGCCCUUGCAACAACAUUAUGGCGCAUACACUAACAAGAAUGGAUUUUGUAAAUUGGAAAAUAUGACGCAGACGUAUAAAAUCAAAGGCUACACGGAGGUUACUCCUAACAGCAUCAAUGCUCUCAAGAUUGCUUUGAUCAACCACGGCCCUCUAACGGUGAAUGUGAAAGCUGGAUACGGCUUAAUGAUGUACGAUGGAGGCAUUCUUUACGACGAAACCUGUGAUAUGCUUGAUGACGAUGAGGAUGAAGAAGAAAAUAUCCCUAUGACCCUAGUUGGUUACGGUGAAAAGGAUGGUGAUACCUUCUGGAUCCUUAAAGAGUCUAACGGUCCAUACUGGGGUAUUGACGGUUACCUCCACAUAUCGGCUAGAGACAAUAACUGUGGCGUUAUGAAUGAAGCUACUUAUGUUGUUAUGUAAAAAAAAUAACAACAUUAAAUGACAAACGACUAGGAUUUGAUAUAAGUUUAUGUUAAAUUUAGUAUUGUUAAACACACGUGGAAUGUAACUAGAUUAGGCAACUGAAAAUAUUAUAAUUAUUAUUGCAUUUUA
Messenger RNA from Leguminivora glycinivorella, 1795 nucleotides. Its product is annotated as pro-cathepsin H-like. NCBI's taxonomy places the organism in Eukaryota, Metazoa, Arthropoda, Insecta, Lepidoptera, Tortricidae. Gene Ontology annotation, cellular component: lysosome. Gene Ontology annotation, molecular function: cysteine-type endopeptidase activity. Gene Ontology annotation, biological process: immune response. The record is from RefSeq and is a predicted model, not a curated record.